This is a messenger RNA of Nerophis ophidion (straightnose pipefish), 412 nucleotides long. RefSeq names its product serine-rich and transmembrane domain-containing protein 1. NCBI's taxonomy places the organism in Eukaryota, Metazoa, Chordata, Actinopteri, Syngnathiformes, Syngnathidae. Gene Ontology annotation, cellular component: intracellular membrane-bounded organelle. The record is from RefSeq and is a predicted model, not a curated record. The transcript is spliced from 2 exons. Bases 71 to 412 code for a protein of 113 amino acids.
GGACGAGAAGACAAGAAGAUGGAUUGUGUUUGUUUGUGUGCUGCCUGACGACUGACCAGGUCCAGCUGGGAUGUCAGGGAUGGACGUGGUCGCCGUGGGCAACGAUGACACCUCCACAGCGGGAAACGGCACCUUCCCCCGCCUCUCGCCCACAUGGAACGUGACGUCAGCUUCCUCCUCCUCCUGGUCGCGGGGUCGGGGGGGCGGGAGUGUGCAGGUCUACGUCGGCCUCUUCCUGGGCCUCCUGCUGCUCCUGCUCAGCCUGCUCCUGGUGGCCCUCCACAGGCUGAAGAACAUCGUCUCCUCCUCCUCCUCCUCGCUGCCCGACUGCGGCGGCGAAGGACGCUUCACCAACAUGGAGGUGUGCAGCGUCUCGACUCGGACGUCCCCCGCGACCUCGCUGCGCACCUGA